This is a messenger RNA of Terrapene triunguis (Three-toed box turtle), 5259 nucleotides long. It is a transcript of the gene BCL9L, whose product is annotated as BCL9 like. Gene Ontology annotation, molecular function: beta-catenin binding; transcription coactivator activity. The record is from RefSeq and is a predicted model, not a curated record. The transcript is spliced from 8 exons. Gene Ontology annotation, cellular component: beta-catenin-TCF complex. The coding region runs from base 671 to 5197 and encodes 1508 amino acids. Lineage: Eukaryota; Metazoa; Chordata; Testudines; Emydidae. Gene Ontology annotation, biological process: negative regulation of transforming growth factor beta receptor signaling pathway; canonical Wnt signaling pathway; positive regulation of transcription by RNA polymerase II.
AAGAGAAAGAGGGAGAGAAAGGAGCACUCCAUACACAGAGCUUUGCCCACUUUAUAACAGCAUCCUCUCAAAAACACAGAGAUUAUUUGCAGGAGGGAUCUAACAGACAGUUAAACAAUAAUAAGGAUCAAGAGUGGGGAAAAAGAAAAUUGUGGAGAAGGUUCCUGUAACUUCAGGGGAGCAAGAGGGAAGUUGCUGCUAAAAAUCAGCCAACCAACAACCUCCCCCACCAGAAACUGAGUCUGAAUUCUCCUCAAGUGAAAGUGAAACAACUAAAGGAGUGAAAGUGUGUGCGAGAGGCAGAGUGUUUGAAAUGUGUGUGUGUGUGUGCUGUGCAUGUAGGUGAGACUCCAGUGCGUGUGGAAAGAGCAUGAUCCACUCCCCAGAGCCCCCUGCAGCUGGCUGGAAGGCUGUUGGUGAAGAAGACCAUGAGCCCUGACUGCAUGGCUGUCCCCCAGCAGCUUCCAGAUCCUCAGCUCCCCUCUAACAAGCUUCACGGAGCAGACAGCUGCUGAAAAGCCCAAAGGAAAAAAGCACAGGAUCACUAUGGGAAAUACCUCUGGCCUUUCUUGAGACCCGGAGCAAGAGAAAGGUGUUUUGACCAAAGGGAAGCAGCAGCAGGGACUUGGAGCUCCCUCCACUGUCGCUGUCAGAAGUUUUAGCCAAUCAAAUGCACCCUGACAAUAAACUGACCAAUCAUGGAAAGACAGGUAACAGCGGCACCCAGUCUCAGCACCAUAAUGUGAGCCAAGGACCCACCUGCAACCUGGGGUCUAAGGGCGUGGGGGCGGGAAAUCAUGGCAGCAAAGCCAAUCAGAUUUCUCCUGGCAACUCUGGACUGAAAAACAGCCAGAACGCUGUCCCAAACUUUGGGUCCUUGAAGGGCAAAGUGAAACGGGAACGAAGCAUCUCGGUGGACUCAGGAGAGCAGCGGGAAGCCAGCACCCCCUCACUGGACACAGAAUCAAAAGGUGAGGUGGCUCCCCGCAGCAAGCGUCGGUGUGUGCUGGAGAGGAAACAGCCAUACAGCGGGGACGAAUGGUGCUCAGGCCCGGACAGCGAGGAGGACGACAAACCCAUCAGCAGCACACACAACUGUAAUGUAGCAGAUCCUGCAAUGUCCACAGCCCCGCAGCUUGGUCCUGGGUCCAACCCGCUGCCGAACCUGAAUGAGACCAGUUCUUCCAAUGCACCACAUGGCGCUGCUCCUGGCCUGCGACCCGAUGCUGGGGGCAGUGGAGGUGGUGGUGCCGGAAAGCAGCCUUCCCAGUUUGUUUACGUCUUCACCACUCACCUUGCUAACACUGCCGCAGAAGCCGUCUUGCAGGGGCGAGCAGACUCCAUCCUGACCUAUCAUCAGCAGAAUGUACCCCGGGCAAAGCUAGACCAGGCUCCGGCUCCCAAGGUACUGGGAGUCGCCGAGCAACUGGCAGUUAACCCACCUGCCUCCAGCACUCCACAGUCCCAGCCCCCAGCAUCGCAGGGCAACCAGGCACAGCCUCAGCCCCCCCCAGCACAGCCCCCCCCACCCCAAAGCAUCAGUCAGCAAGCUCUGCCUGCACCAACUACCCUAGCCCAGGAAGGGACGGGAGAGGACAUUCGGCGGGACCUGACUCCCAACUCUGUGGGAAAUAGCAGCAGCAGCACCCAGCCAGGGAGCAACCACCCCAACACGCCCAACGCCUCCACCAACCCGAUGCAGCCUGGGCAGGUGGACUCUUCUAGUGCUUCCAGCUCUAACUUACUGGGGGAUGGUGCCAGUGCUGGGGCAGGCGGAAAUGGGCAGGUAGUGCUGGGCCCCAGGAACCCUAUGAACUCAGAGGGGCUCUCUAAGGAGCAGCUGGAGCACCGGGAACGCUCCCUGCAGACCCUGCGGGACAUUGAGCGCCUGCUGCUGCGCAGCGGUGAGGCCGAGCCCUUCAUGAAGUCCAACCAAAGUGCUGGUGAGGGUGGCCCCACUCCCCAGCCGCAACCCCCACCCACCCAGCCACCCCUCCCACCUGCGGGCAUGAAGAAGUAUGAAGAGCCCCUGCAGUCCAUGAUUUCACAGACGCAGAAUCUGGGGGGCCCCAACUUGGAGCAUGAGGUCCCCCACCACCCAGGCUCUGACAUGGGGCAGCAGAUGAACAUCAUGAUGCAGCGGCUGAACCAGGACAGCCUGACACCAGAGCAAGUGGCCUGGAGGAAGCUGCAGGAGGAGUAUUAUGAGGAGAAGCGGCGGAAGGAGGAGCAGAUCAGCAUCCAUGGUCGACCUAUGCAGGAGAUGAUGAUCCCACAGUCCAUGGGUGGCAUGAUGAUCCGGGGGCCACCACCACCCUAUCACAGCAAACCAGGGGAGCCGUGGCCUCCAGGGAUGGGCAGCCAGCUAAGGGGGCCCAUUGAGGUCCAGGACCCCAUGCAGAUGAGGGGAGCACCCCCCUUCCCAGGGCCAAGGUUCCCUGGAAAUCAGAUGCAGAGGGUCUCUGGCUUUGGCGGGAUGCAGAAUGUGCCCAUGGAUGCCCUUGGGCCCAUGAAUGCUAUGCAGCGGCCAGUCAGGCCUGGCAUGGGAUGGAAUGAUGAUAUGCCUCCAAUAGGAGGCCCAGGGAACUUUCCACAAGGGAGCCUGCCCUAUCCUUCAGGGCAAGGGGACCCUGAGCGGUUCAUGAACCCUCGAGCCAGGGAGGAGAUCCUGAGGCACCAGCUGAUGGAGAAGCGCCCGGUGGUGAUGCAGAGGCCCAUGGGGAUGUCUGGCAGCUCCAUGAGCCAAGGUUUGGAAAUGGAGAGGAUGAUACAGGCUCACAGGCAGAUCGACCCGUCCAUGUUCCCUGGACAGAUGCCAGGAGAGAGCCUAGGUGGCACACCCAUAGGUAUGGACUUCACGGGUACCCGGGGGAUAUUGAGCCCACCCAUGAGCCAGUCGAGCCUCCGAGACAUGGAUGCGCCCAUGGGACCUGGGAACCUCAACAUGAACAUGAAUGUCAACAUGAACAUGAACAUGAACCUCAAUGUCCAGAUGACCCCACAACAGCAGAUGAUGAUGUCGCAGAAAAUGAGGGGCCCUGACAUGAUAGGCCACCAGGGCAUCAGCCCUGAGGAUCUGGCCAGGGUGAGGGCUCAGAAUGGUAGUGGUGGCACAAUGAUGGGGGGGCCACAGAAGAUGAUGAUCCCCUCACAGUUCCCCAGCCAAGGGCAGCAAAGCUUCUCAGGUGGGCAGGGCCCCUAUCCAAGCAUGCCCCAGGAGAUGGGCAGUGCCCCAGACAUGUUCAGCCCUGAACAGGGUGCCAUGUCCAUUGGGAACAUCGGCGGCACCACCAGGCUCAGCCACAUCCCUUUGCCGCCAGCUUCCAAUCCCCCUCCCACCCAAGGGGGCAACCUAGCCAACAUGCACCCGGCACCCUCACGGGGGCUGGGCCGCAGGCCCUCCGACCUCACCAUCAACAUCACCCAGAUGAACUCCCCUGGCAUGGCCCACCUCAAGUCCCCAACUCUCAGCCAGGUGCACUCACCGCUUGUCCCCUCCCCAUCUGCCAACCUGAAGUCUCCCCAGACGCCCUCGCAGAUGGUCAGCAUGCCACCUUCCAACCAGUCUGGGCCCCUGAAGUCGCCCCAGGUGAUGAGCUCCUCCCUCAACGUCAGGUCUCCCACCAGCUCACCAAGCCGCCUGAAGUCCCCUUCCAUGGCCGUUCCUUCACCCGGGUGGGUGCCAUCUCCCAAAACCACCUUGCCAAGUCCAGGAGUCAGCCAGAGCAAGCAGCCUAUCAGCAUGAAUUCGUCAGCUUCCAUGGGAGGGCUGGAUCAGGGUUCGCUCCCUCCUGGGCCUAGGAGCAGUUCCUCUGCGCCAGCCAGUAAUCCCUCUAGCACCAUGAAUCCCAACAUACCUUUUACUUCCUCUCCAGAUCCAUCCCCCUCCCAGAACCCCCUCUCGCUGAUGAUGUCACAGAUGUCCAAGUAUGCCAUGCCCAGCUCCACACCACUCUACCACAAUGCCAUCAAAACCAUCGCCACCUCUGAUGAUGAGCUGCUCCCAGACAGGCCUAUGCUCCCACCAGGAAGUAUGCCAGGUAUCACAGGAAAUCAGCCAAAUCAACUGCACUUGAACUCAGUGGGGCCUGCAUCCUCGCAGAGUCCCAUGGGGAUGAACUUGCCUGGCCAGCAGCCACUCUCCCAUGAACCCCCCACGUCCAUGAUGUCCUCGCCGAAUCCCCUGGGCGCCAACAUUCCGAUGCACCCUGGUGCGCAGGGGACGGGUGUGCCCCCCCCAAACCCCAUGAUGCUGCCUCCAGGGCCCCAGGACUCCUUGAACCAGCCCUGCGGCCCUGUGCCAAACAAUUCUCAGAUGAUCCCUUCCAACCAGCUGGUGUUCCCCCGCAUGCAGCAGCCCCACAAUGCCAUGCAGUCUCCAGCUGCGGGUAUGCCCAUGACACCAGGAGGUGGGGGAGGGGCUGGGAUUCAGCAACAUUACCCGCCUGGGAUGCCCUUGCCACCAGAGGACCUUCCCUCCCAGCAGCCUGGCCAGAUGCCCCCCCAGCAGCACAUGCUGGGCAAGAACAUCCCUCCUCGGAUUGGAGAUCCCUACCCCCCUGUGCUUCCGGGUGUGGCUUCAGUGCUGAAUGACCCUGAGCUCAGUGAGGUCAUCCGCCCCACACCUACGGGCAUCCCUGAGUUUGACCUUUCCAGGAUCAUCCCUUCAGAGAAGCCGAGCAGCACCUUGCAGUAUUUCCCCAAGAAUGACAGCCAAGCACCGAAAUCACAGCCUUCCAACCUCCACCUCAUGAACCUGCAGAACAUGAUGGCUGAGCAGCCACCCACGCGGCCAGGCAUGAGCACCCCCAGCCUUCCAGGGCAGCAGGGCAUGCAGCGGGGACUCAACAUGUCUAUGUGCCACCCUGGACAGGUGUCCAUGCUGGGCAGGACAGGUAUGCCACCCCAGCAAGCCAUGAUGGGGAACAGCAUGCACCAGGGCAUGAUGUCCCCCCAGCAAAGUCUGAUGGCCCAGCAGAAUUUCAUGCUGAUGCAGGCUAAGCAGAGGAGCAUGUCUGUGUCAGGGGAAAUGUACGCCCAGACGGGCCAUAUGAUGUCGCCUCAGGGCUCCCUCAUGGGGCCCCCACCUCAGCAGAACCUUAUGGUCACACACCAGAUGAGGCAGAGGAGUGUUUCACUGGACAGCCAAAUGAGCUACAUCUCCGGGCCUGGAAACAUGGCAAACCUGCCUUUCUAAUCAUGUCCUGAGGGGCAAGGGCCGAUUGUAGAAACUUUUUUUUAAACCUUUAUUUGGAUUAG